GUGACCAGCAUUUGUGAAUCCCUUACAUCUGAUUGGCUGCUGAAAGUGUUGUUUUGAUUGACGAGGAUAUUCUUGGAGAAUGUGUAGUGAUCAGUGAAAGUAAGACCCGUGCUAACUCAGGAAGGUGCUACAAAUGUGCAUAGAUAUAUUAUUAGAAUCAAUCAAUCAAGGAACUCCACAAAUUUAUUCAUAUUCAAAAAUGAUAUCAUUAACAGUAAUUCUGCGACACAAAAAAUGACAUGAUUCUGAAUUGGAGAAAUUUAUGCACACAUUAGUUGAUUAAGAUACACAUUUGGUAACAGUUGGCAUAUUGGAGACUUAUUCUGGAUUUGAGAGUUGUAGUUUUCUAUAAUGUCAUUCCAUGGACUUAGCUAUGAUAUUAGUGAUAUACGCCUAAACAUGGGCUCAUCAUUUGGGUACGCAAAAAGUGAUGCUGCUUGUCAGAAUCAGGUAUUUGUAAUACGAGAAAUCGGAAUGUCUUCAGAGGGCGCCACUACCACGGAGGUGAACCAGGGUUACCCUGGCAACGACUUCAUGCACAGCAGCUCUAGCCAUUCAGAGCACCCACAUCCACAAGUGUCAGACCCACCCAGCUCUAAUGAAUCAAUGAGUCCACCUGAGCUUCGUGCCGCAGAUGAUAUCACAAGUCCCGUCAUGGAGAACGGAGACUACCAGAGUCCUAACCCUAGUGCAGUGUACCGAGCAGAGGCCCGUGUGUUUCCUAAUGAGAGAGCAAGCCAGGUCUACAAUGAGAUUGAGCAGAAGCUACGCGCUGAUGGGGUAUCUACUGAUCAUGUAGUAGACAAUAUAGAGGGUUCAGAAAGACAGAGUGAAUCAACAGAGCACGAUCAGAGUGCAGAGAACAUUUCAUAUCAAAAACAUGAUCAAAGCAGUGAAGAAAUUCCAUACAUGAAACACGCUCAGAGUCCAAAUGACAAUGCUUAUCCAAAACAUGACCAGAGCAUUGAUAAUGUUUCAUAUACGAAAAGUGAUGUUCCUUCAAAUUUCUCAGCUGAGCGUGAAGCCGAGAGCCCCGACUUGACAAGCCCUUUGGUGAUGGCUGAUCAAGACCGUGGAGGAAGCCCCGGGAUGAGCUAUUCCAGUGAUACCCCCCAUAAUCACAGCAUGUAUGAUGAAGAUAUGAUGAGCGAGGACAGCUACACUCCCCCAUCUUCUGUGGGUAGCGCCAUGCAGAUGAACCCAAGCCCUGGAUCAAUGUUGUCACCCAGAGGACCCGUUGGUAGUCCAUGGAACCCAGAGGGCCAAUACCCAGGGGUAGUUCCACCAGGAUUCCAGCACAUGGUACCAGACGCAACUGGCAAAGAAAUUUACUACUGCCAUCUAUGUAGCUACUCAGGGAACUCUAAAUUCCACUUCAACUCUCACAUGAACUCCCACUUUGAACAUAGAUGUCCCCACUGUGACUACACAUCUCGCACUGAAGGUCGUUUGAAGCGCCACAUCAAAGAUUUCCACAGUGAUGACCCACCAGAUAGCUUUUCUGGACAGCCACGUCACAUCGUGCGUACUCCUGGACGACCCAAGGUGUUCCGUUGCAAGCAAUGUGAAUUUACAUCUGUAGAUAAGAUUGAGUUUUGGGAGCAUUCACGUAAACACAUCAAGGCAGACAAGGUCCUCCAAUGCCCCAAGUGUCCAUUUGUCACCGAGUACAAACAUCAUCUAGAGUACCAUCUACGUAAUCAUUUUGGAUCUAAGCCGUUCAAGUGUCCAAAAUGCAACUACUCAUGCGUGAACAAGUCCAUGUUGAACUCCCAUCUUAAAUCGCAUAGUAACGUAUACCAAUAUAGAUGCGCUGAUUGUACCUAUGCUACCAAAUACUGCCACAGCCUGAAGUUGCAUCUCCGCAAAUAUAACCACAAGCCAGCCACAGUCCUGACCACCGAUGGCAGUCUACCCAUGGAUGGAUCCGGUGAUUUCAAUCUUGUUGCUAAGCGUGGUCCCCCUAGAGGACCCAGGGGGAUGAAGUCGGGCCAGGAGAGCAAGACGCCACCCCAAAUGCCGAUACCACCUGCAGGGUUAAUGAACAUGCCACAGAUGUCAAAGGUUGUCCCACCUCACAUGAACGCAAGGGUUGGUGGUAUGAUGCCUCCAUUUUGGAACUUGAUGCAUAUGAAUGGGAUGGCCCCUCCUCCCCUGAUCCCCAUGCCUGGUAUGAUGCAUCCAUCCAAUGAGAAGAUGUUCGCAAAGUUGGCCGCCUCGUUACCUCUCAAAUGCACCGUAUGUGAGUUUGUUGGUGAAUCCCGUGAAUCCCUCACUGAGCACAUGCUGAAGGUACAUGCAGCCGGUGAGAAUUCAGAUCUCCUGCGUAUGUUUAAUGUCUCCUCUGAUUCGCUGAUGGAAGAAGCCAAGAAGGCUGCAGAGAUGGCAAUCAAGACUGAACCCAAAGAUGAUGGUCCCACCCCCAUGAAACAAAGCCCUGAGUCUAUGCACCAUCAGGCAUCUCCUCGUGAUGGCAGCUCUGCUCCCCAUCUGUCUCCCCAUGCUAUGUACAGGUCCCCACCAAUGGAGGCAAUGCGCCACCAUCUUCCAAGUGGAAUCACGGGUCUCAACAGUGAACUUGAAAGCCUGGCCAGAAUGACCAUGCAGCUCACAAAGGCAGAACCUAGAGCCCGACUUCCCAUCCCUCAGCUACCUCCCCACAUGAUGCAGCAGCAACGUAGCCCUGCCGCCCCCAUCCAAACCCCUCGUCCUCAGACCAACAGUGAGGCACCACUAGACCUGACAGCCAAGCCCAGAGAUGAUGAACAGCCUUCCCCACGCCAGCCACAUGAUGAUCAACCAUCACCUAGAUACCCACAUGACAUGAGGCACCAGCAGGAGACAUACAGUUCAGGUGAUACAUCUUUUGCUGCACAUAUGCUUGGCUUAGAGGGUUUGAAACGGGCUAGAGUAGAGGAGAAAGGUGGCAUGAGUGAAGGGGGUGCUGGUUUUAAUUCUGCUUCUUCUUCGGGGCUUGCUUCGCCUCCAGCUCGCAAACGCUCCCGCAAGGGAAAGGCUUACAAGCUUGACACGCUCUGCUUACGUCUUCAAGAGCGUGGUACUAACUCUCCCGAGGCUUCAGGUGAUGAAGAGCCCCAGGAUGCUGCUUCUGCUUCAGCUAGUCAUAGUUCUACUAGUCAGACUAACACCACCAUUCACGCAUCUAAUCAGCCCUCUGCCAUUUCAGGUUCAGAGGCAGAGUCUGACUCCAAGCCAGCCAACACCAGCUCUGAUGAGCCUAUUGAUUAUAACGAGAUUCACAACAGUCUCAGUCAAUUGAACAAUGAGUCCCCAGAGGUUGGUGAGAAAUUCAACCUUGCCCCUCGUGCGGCUACCAGUAUUCGCAACCCCCUCUCCAUCAAGAAUGCCCCCAAAGAGCCCAGCGCUGAGGAAAGUGCCGCUGAGGCUGCUGCAACUGAGGUCAAGCAGCACUAUGAUCAUCGCAAAUCUAUGAUCAUGCGCCACAAGGAGACAGAGGCUCCCAUGAAUGGACAUCCCCACUACCCUCACACCCACCCCCAUCUGCCACCACAACAUCUCCAGAGGGAGCCACCAAGCAUGGGUGACGUGAAUCAGAACCUGCAUAUGCUGUUAGCAUCCAGUAAAUUCCCCAAUGGAUUCCACCCAGCCAAGAAUGGUGGUCGUUACGAGUGCUCCUUCUGUCACCUUGCAUUCUUGGACUGUGUCAUGUACACCAUGCAUAUGGGUUACCAUAGCAACAGGGACCCAUUCCGAUGUAACAUGUGUGGGGUUCACACCAAGGACAAAGUAGAAUUCUUCUUACAUAUAGCAAGAGCUGCCCAUGCGUAACUUUGUUCACCUUGCACAAUGUAGACUGGACUAAGUCAAAUCAAAUGACUGAUAUGAUGGGACAUUCAACUGUUAUUUAUAUGAAGGAGCUGCCAAAAGAAUUAAUAUUAUAAACAUUCAUCUUAACUGACACUUAGGUGCUUGAUGGUGUCAAGAUGCUCGAUGGUACAGAUUGCUUGUUAGGCUACAGUGAAUUAAAAAGCAGUGUUUCUAUGCCAGAAAAUAUGUAUAUAUUCUUUAUAAUAGAAGAACAUGUAAAUAUAACGUAGGCUCUCUCCCUUUAAAGCAUAGAUCUUUGCCUUUUCUAACUGGGUCAAAGUGAGUACAGUAA
This is a messenger RNA of Owenia fusiformis, 4141 nucleotides long. The record is from the annotation of a GenBank genome assembly. NCBI's taxonomy places the organism in Eukaryota, Metazoa, Annelida, Polychaeta, Sabellida, Oweniidae.